AUGGACGUCCAAAACCCUUUUCUUUAUGGCGAACUUCAAGAGAAGGUCUAUAUGUUGCCUCCCCCGGGUUGUCGUCGACAGGGGGAGAACGUCGUGUGUCAACUCCAUAAAUCUUUAUAUGGUCUUAAACAGGCGUCCAUAAGUUGGUUUCGAGAGUUCUCUUCGGCAAUACAUACCAUCGAUUUCUGCCAAUCUAAGGCAGAUUACUCUUUGUUCACUCAAGUCAAUGGUACUUCACUCGCCAUUAUAUUGUUAUAUGUUGAUGACAUGGUGAUUACAGGCAACAAAGAGGUAGAAAUUAAGAACCUAAAGGCUUUCCUUAGCAGUCAAUUUCGAAUUAAAGAUCUCGGACCUCUGAAGUAUUUCCUUGGAGUCGAGGUCGCACGUUCAAAAACUGGAAUCAUAAUUUGCGAACGGAAAUAUACAUUGGACAUAUUAAAGGAGGCUGCAUUACUUGGUGCUAAACCCACGAAGGUUCCAAUAGAGGCAGAUUUGGUACUAACACUUACAGGUAGCAAUUCACUUCACGAACCUCCGAGGUAUAGACGCUUAGUUGAGAAAUUGAUCUAUUUGACCAUCACGAGGCCAGAAAUAGUAUAUAUUGUCAACACAUUUAGUCAAUUCAUGCAAGAUCCACAACAACAUCAUCUUGAUGCAGCGUAUCGACUUCUUCGAUACCUUAAAGGAGCUCCUGGACAAGAUUGGGCUCGUUGCCCCAUUACACGCCGAUCAGUGACUGGUUAUUGUAUCUUCCUUGGAAACUCAUUGGUGUCUUGGAAAAGCAAGAAGCAAGUUACAGUUGCUCGUUCAUCCGCAGAAACGGAGUAUCGAUCUAUGGCUGCAGCUACUUGUGAAUUAAGUUGGUUGCGAUAUUUAUUGGAAGAUUUGCCUGUUAAGCAUCUCCAACCAGCAAGAUUAUUAUGUGACAACCAAGCCGCCUUACACAUAGCGGCAAAUCCUGUGUAUUACGAACAUACAAAGCAUAUUGAGAUCGGUUGCCACACUGUUUGUGAGAGGAUUCAGAAGGGAGAAAUCAAAACUUCCUAUGUUAGAACAAGGGAGCAAGUCGUAGACUUAUUUACUAAGCCACUAUGUGCGCCUAUUUUUCAUACACAUCUAGUCAAGUUGGGCGUCAUUGACAUCCACACUCCAACUUGA
Prunus persica (peach) is the source of this 1158-nucleotide messenger RNA. RefSeq lists its product as uncharacterized. The transcript has 2 exons. The record is from RefSeq and is a predicted model, not a curated record. Lineage: Eukaryota; Viridiplantae; Streptophyta; Magnoliopsida; Rosales; Rosaceae. Bases 1 to 1158 code for a protein of 385 amino acids.